Molecule: messenger RNA, 948 nt
Organism: Lachancea mirantina
Lineage: Eukaryota; Fungi; Ascomycota; Saccharomycetes; Saccharomycetales; Saccharomycetaceae
Source: the annotation of a GenBank genome assembly
AUGCCAAAGGGUGCUACCAGGCGACUGGAAGGAAACGAUCGAAGAGACGAGAUAAUCAUGCAUAUUAAUGGUUCACCAAUGAUGGGAUAUAUUGCCAAUGUGCCGAUACUUAUGCCACCGCAACACAUGAACGAUCCCAGAAUAAGAAUGUUAAAUCACCCAGUGGGUGGAAUGAACUUUUUUCCUAUGCCAGACGUCGAGCGGCCGCAGUAUUCGAAAUAUAAGAAUAAUCAAAGGAAAUUGGUUAAUGGCCGCAACAGCGGGUCCAAUUCUCCGGUGAAAAAUGAUCGGUCAAGCAGCGGACCAACAAAUGCCAAAAACAACCGAGAUUCGGCGAAGCCGGUUACAGUGAUUAACGUGCAUGAUGUUCACGAAAUACCGACGCAUUUGGCUGGCCACAAGACCAAACACGACAUUUACCCCAGGAAGCUCGACUACAAGCGCAUCAAAGCACAGCCUCUUGUGAAUUGUCCUGUCAAGGGAAAAGAACGUGUUUAUUACAGGCUCGAAACCCCACUACUCGCUGCAGAUUAUUCCCAGGGGUCUGCAAAAACGUUUGUAUCAAAGCUUUUAGACUCCAAAAGGGAUUCUUAUUUGUUCUCACAGCCCAUAAGAGUCGCUGACAAUGAAGACUGCUCCGUAGCAUCACUCAGUGAAUUACCAAGUGCCAUUGAUCGAUUUUUGCACCAUCCAAAAAAAUCUUCUAAACCCAAACCGAAAACCAUUGCCGAGCGGUUCGCGCAACAAGCAUAUGAAGGGGACGACAGCAUUGAUCUCAGUUUCGACGGCAAAGCCAUGGACAGAAACGAUGUCUUCAAAAUGGUAGAUUCGUUUUCUUUGGCCAUGGACGACGAUGGCUGCGAUGAUUCGAUCACCACCAAAAAUAUUCUACUACCAGAAAUCUGCGGAAUUAACACAGCUCUUUCGGCGAUUACUGAAAGAGAUUAA